This is a messenger RNA of Adineta steineri, 900 nucleotides long. The record is from the annotation of a GenBank genome assembly. Lineage: Eukaryota; Metazoa; Rotifera; Eurotatoria; Adinetida; Adinetidae.
AUGAAACAAUUCAAGGUUGUUUAUCUGUUUUUCAUCUGCUGUCUAUUAGUGAAAUGUAAUGGAGAUGUACAAUGUGAUCAAUAUGCCAAUGAUUUGGAUAUUAUUUCUCGUUUUCCAUUUACUGUUGGUCUUGAUUAUAAACAACAAGGACCUGAUAAAAGUACGGCUAUUUUAGAUGAAACAAACUCUUUAGUUAUUAUGAUUCAACUUCGACAAGCUGGAAGUAUCGUUCCUGAAAGUGUUUUCUGUUUAAAAAAUCUUCAAGCAUUAGAUAUUAUGAAUAUGUUUUUCGAUAAUAAUAUGGUACCAGAUACUCUAUCAAAUCUUCAACAACUUCAUACUCUUGGUAUCACAAAUACACCAAUUACUAAAAUGACCCAGAAAUUGUCAAGUCUUGGAAAACUUCAAAGUUUAUCCUUAGAUAAAUGUUCAUUGUCUUAUUUACCAAAUCUUAGUCAAUUGAAAAAUUUAAUUUCAGUUAAUCUUCCAAAUAACAAAUUAUCCGAACUUGAAGGUUUAACAAACGUUUCUUCACUAUCACUCUAUAAAAAUCAAUUUGCCGAAAUUCCAUUUAUAGCAGUACCUGAAGCACUUCGUCGACUUGAUAUGAAUUAUAAUCCGGUAAUGGAUAUGUCUUAUGUUCUUUUUUUCAAAAAUAUAACAGAAAUCAGAAUGGCUGAAUCAAAAAUUCCGGUUAUUCCUUCACACAUUGCUCUACUUGAUAAACUCUCAUUUUUGGAUUUGUCUCAUACACAAAUAACUCGUGUACCAAGAAGCAUCUUAAAUUUACCUUACCUACAAUAUUUGGUUGUUCAAAAUAAUGCAAUUUCAAAAGAAGAGGUUGAUUCACUUAAAAUGGAUUUACUCGAUAGACAAUCAAAAAUCAAUUUACUCAUCUAA